AGUGCUAUGGCUGCCGCCGGCCCGGCUGAGGAGCCUUCGUCACUGCCGGCGGCAGCCCCAAGCAAGCCGGCCCCACCUUCUUUACCGGCUGCAGUUACGGCUGGAAGGAAACCAAAAGCACGUCUGGUGUAUCCGCAUCCCCCGAGGAACUCUCGCCUGUCUCGGUCCGUCCUGCGCUGGCUCCAGGCCCUGGAUCUCAGCUUCUUCCCUAGGAAUGUCACCAGGGAUUUUUCAAAUGGCUACCUAGUUGCAGAGAUAUUCUGUAUAUACUACCCCUGGGACCUUAGACUAUCGUCCUUUGAAAACGGAACCUCCUUAAAAGUCAAGUUGGAUAACUGGGCGCAGAUAGAGAAGUUUCUAGCCAAAAAAAAAUUUAAACUACCUAAAGAACUAAUCCAUGGAACAAUUCACUGUAAAGCCGGGGUGCCCGAAAUACUGAUACAGGAGGUUUACACAUUACUAACACACCAAGAAAUUAAAAGUAUCCAGGAUGAGUUUGCCAAUUUCACCGACUAUAGUUACCAAAUGCGUUUGCCCCUGGUGCCAAGGUCUACAAUUUCGAAGUCUAUUAAAGAUAACAUUAGGUUAUCAGAACUGCUAAGCAACCCCAAUGUACUCAGCAAUGAACUCAAGAUAGAAUUCCUCUGCCUUUUACAAAUGUUGCAAAGAAAAUUAAGUAGAAAACUGAAUCCAGGGUGGUUUGAUUGCAAACCAACAGUGGGAGAAAUCACAAUCGACCAUCUUCCUGUCCAUAGCUGUGGGCGCAGAUACAAAAGAAAGGUUUCAAAGGAAAAAGCUGCCUCUGCUUUACGAAAAUCAGGUAACGAUGGCAAGCCACAUACAGAAAUUCAGGUGAAGCAAAGUGGAAAACCUUCUUGUGAGUCCAUUACAAAACCUAUGAGAAAUAUGGAAGAAACAACGAAAGCCACAUACAAAUGCCUCUGAAGAGAUGUCACUACCACCUACCACAAUAUGAGCAUAUAACAGUCCACUCAGUCUUGGAUGCAUUUAAAAAAUAAAUAACUUAAAUUGGUGU
Messenger RNA from Acomys russatus (golden spiny mouse), 1036 nucleotides. It is a transcript of the gene Spata4, whose product is annotated as spermatogenesis associated 4. The transcript has 6 exons. The coding region runs from base 7 to 945 and encodes 312 amino acids. The record is from RefSeq and is a predicted model, not a curated record. Gene Ontology annotation, biological process: negative regulation of execution phase of apoptosis; regulation of cytoskeleton organization. Gene Ontology annotation, cellular component: axoneme. Gene Ontology annotation, molecular function: microtubule binding. NCBI's taxonomy places the organism in Eukaryota, Metazoa, Chordata, Mammalia, Rodentia, Muridae.